GAAGAGACGCUGCAGCUGCGGUGGCGGUGGCGGCCACUGCAGCUCAGAGCGGCGCACGCGGCGGCCGGGGCGGGACGCGGGGCCGGGCGCGGAGAAGUCGGGGCGGGCGGCAGAGAGGCCGGGACGCGGACCGGGCCGGGGCGCCCACAGCCGCCCGACGGCGCCCAGAGAGCGCGCGCCCCGCAGCCCCGCGCCUAGCCCGCCGGGCAUGGGGCGCGCGGCAGCCGCCUGAAGCCCCGGCCUGGCCCGGCCGCACCCGGCCGGAGGCGGAGGGCAGAGCGCGCGCCCAGUUGCCCGGGCACCAAAUCGGAGCGCGGCGUGCGGGAGGCCCCAGAGCAGGACUGGAAAUGUCCUGGCCGCGCCGCCUCCUGCUCAGAUACCUGUUCCCGGCCCUCCUGCUUCACGGGCUGGGAGAGGGUUCUGCCCUCCUUCAUCCAGACAGCAGGUCUCAUCCUAGGUCCUUAGAGAAAAGUGCCUGGAGGGCUUUUAAGGAGUCACAGUGCCAUCACAUGCUCAAACAUCUCCACAAUGGUGCAAGGAUCACAGUGCAGAUGCCACCUACAAUCGAGGGCCACUGGGUCUCCACAGGCUGUGAAGUAAGGUCAGGCCCAGAGUUCAUCACAAGGUCCUACAGAUUCUACCACAAUAACACCUUCAAGGCCUACCAAUUUUAUUAUGGCAGCAACCGGUGCACAAAUCCCACUUAUACUCUCAUCAUCCGGGGCAAGAUCCGCCUCCGCCAGGCCUCCUGGAUCAUCCGAGGGGGCACGGAAGCCGACUACCAGCUGCACAACGUCCAGGUGAUCUGCCACACAGAGGCGGUGGCCGAGAAGCUCGGCCAGCAGGUGAACCGCACAUGCCCGGGCUUCCUCGCAGACGGGGGUCCCUGGGUGCAGGACGUGGCCUAUGACCUCUGGCGAGAGGAGAACGGCUGUGAGUGCACCAAGGCCGUGAACUUUGCCAUGCAUGAACUUCAGCUCAUCCGGGUGGAGAAGCAGUACCUUCACCACAACCUCGACCACCUGGUCGAGGAGCUCUUCCUUGGUGACAUUCACACUGAUGCCACCCAGAGGAUGUUCUACCGGCCCUCCAGUUACCAGCCCCCUCUGCAGAAUGCCAAGAACCACGACCAUGCCUGCAUCGCCUGUCGGAUCAUCUAUCGGUCAGACGAGCACCACCCUCCCAUCCUGCCCCCAAAGGCAGACCUGACCAUCGGCCUGCACGGGGAGUGGGUGAGCCAGCGCUGUGAGGUGCGCCCCGAAGUCCUCUUCCUCACCCGCCACUUCAUCUUCCAUGACAACAACAACACCUGGGAGGGCCACUACUACCACUACUCAGACCCGGUGUGCAAGCACCCCACCUUCUCCAUCUACGCCCGGGGCCGCUACAGCCGCGGCGUCCUCUCGUCCAGGGUCAUGGGAGGCACCGAGUUCGUGUUCAAAGUGAAUCACAUGAAGGUCACCCCCAUGGAUGCGGCCACAGCCUCACUGCUCAACGUCUUCAACGGGAAUGAGUGCGGGGCCGAGGGCUCCUGGCAGGUGGGCAUCCAGCAGGAUGUGACCCACACCAAUGGCUGCGUGGCCCUGGGCAUCAAACUACCUCACACGGAGUACGAGAUCUUCAAAAUGGAACAGGAUGCCCGGGGGCGCUAUCUGCUGUUCAACGGUCAGAGGCCCAGCGACGGGUCCAGCCCAGACAGGCCAGAGAAGAGAGCCACGUCCUACCAGAUGCCCUUGGUCCAGUGUGCCUCCUCUUCGCCGAGGGCAGAGGACCUCGCAGAAGACAGUGGAAGCAGCCUGUAUGGCCGGGCCCCUGGGAGGCACACCUGGUCCCUGCUGCUGGCUGCACUUGCCUGCCUUGUCCCUCUGCUGCAUUGGAACAUCCGCAGAUAGAAGUUUUAGAAAGUUCUAUUUUUCCAAACCAGGAUUCCUUACUAUUGACAGAUUUGCUUUACCAAAAGAAAAGACAUUUAUUCUUUUGAUGCACUUGAAUGCCAGAGAACUGUCCUUCUUUUUCUCCUCUCCCUCCCUCCCAGCCCCUGAGUCAUGAACAGCAAGGAGUGUUUGAAGUUUCUGCUUUGAACUCCGUCCAGCCUGAUCCCUGGCCUGAGCAACUUCACAACAGUAAUUGCACUUUAAGACAGCCUAGAGUUCUGGACGAGCGUGUUUGGUAGCAGGGAUGAAAGCUAGGGCCUCUUAUUUUUUUCUCUUAAUUAUUAUUAUAUUUCUGAGUUAAACUUAGAAGAAACAACUAUCAAGCUACAACUUUUCCUGCCAUUUUCCUGUGGUUGCAGCCUGUCUUCCUUUGAAAUUGUUUUACUCUCUGAGUUUUAUAUGCUGGAAUCCAAUGCAGAGUUGGUUUGGGACUGUGAUCAAGACACCUUUUAUUAAUAAAGAAGAGACACAGGUGUAGAUAUGUAUAUACAAAAAGAUGUACGGUCUGGCCAAACCACCUUCCCAGCCUUUAUGCAAAAAAAGGGGAGAAUCAAAGCUUUCAUUUCAGAAAUGUUGCGUGGAAAAGUAUCUGUAAUUAAAGUUUCGAAGUAAUUUAACCUAUUUUUACAUCAUUUGUCUUACCUUGUUGAGAGAGGAGACUGGCUUGUUGGCUUCUGGUUGUUGCAGGAGGCAUGUGGCUUCCUGCCUUCUCAGUAGACAGGAUCAUUAGGAAAAUAGCAACAUCAAUCCUGUUACACAGGAGCAGUGACACGGGUGGCUGCAGUGUGGUACAUGCCACACAAAUGAUAGAGAAAGUGCCCGUUCAUUGCAGUUUCCUCUUCCUGGGGGACCUGAGCCCUGACUCACUGUCUUAUUAGGGGCAGGCGGAAGAAGCUGCACUCUGGCAUCCAUGCCACCUUCUAAGAUGAACAUGCAGAGACAGAACUUCAGCUGCUCAGAGAGAGUGCAGUGGGCAUGGUCUGCCCUGGGGGCUUGCUCCAUUACACCCUGACUUGGCAUGCAACCGAGUCUUUGUGUAAAGCCAUCCUGUCAUUGCACAUACUGGCUCACUCAGUGUCUUUCCUGCUGCUGAUGUGGCUCUGUGCUGGCAGUUUCAGGGUCAGUGUGCUGCUUUCCUAGGGACAUUAGAAGGGCGCAGGAGUGCAUGUCUGCCCAUUCCUUUGGAGUAUCGCAGAUGAUGCUAUACGAUACCAAGUGUUACCGCUCACAGAGACUGGGAAAGGGAAAUGGGAGUAACCGAAAGCCAGAUGGAACGAAAGCAAACAUGGAAACCAUGAUCACGGCAAAGAGCCAUCCUUGUAUUUAAGAAGUAACUUUGGCCAGGUGUGAUGGCUCACGCCGUAACCCCAGCACUUUGGGAGACCAAGGAGGGUGGAUCACGAGGUCAGGAGAUCAAGACCAUCCUGGCUAACACUGUGAAAUGCUGUCUCUACUAAAAAUACAAAAAAUUAGCCAGGCGUGGUGGUGGGCACCUGUAGUCCCAGCUACUCGGGAGGCUGAGGCAGGAGAAUGGCAUGAACCUGGGAGGUGGAGCUUGCAGUGAGCCGAGAUUGUGCCACUGCGCUCGAGCCUGGGCAACAGAGCGAGACUCCAUCUCAAAAAAAAAAAAAAGUAACUUUAUGAAAUGCCACAGCAUUCAGUGUGGCAUUAAGUUACAACGACCACAUAGAGUACCAAAGUGCUUCAGGUUAUAUUUUAAGUUGUGGUGCAGACUGAGGGGGCUUAUUCAAAAUGAAAAUACUAACUUAAAUGGCCACCAAGUUCAAUAAACAAAGAUGUCAAAAUACUCUCAGAAAUACAACUGAUACUAUCUUUAAAAGACGUAAUAAAAUCAUGUGAAAAACUGUA
Molecule: messenger RNA, 3803 nt
Organism: Homo sapiens (human)
Lineage: Eukaryota; Metazoa; Chordata; Mammalia; Primates; Hominidae
Gene: APCDD1
Product: APC down-regulated 1
Exons: 5
Coding region: 348-1892 (514 amino acids)
Biological process (GO): negative regulation of Wnt signaling pathway; regulation of odontogenesis of dentin-containing tooth
Cellular component (GO): plasma membrane
Molecular function (GO): Wnt-protein binding
Source: RefSeq, marked reviewed